Messenger RNA from Ricinus communis (castor bean), 3225 nucleotides. RefSeq names its product inter alpha-trypsin inhibitor, heavy chain 4. The record is from RefSeq and is a predicted model, not a curated record. Lineage: Eukaryota; Viridiplantae; Streptophyta; Magnoliopsida; Malpighiales; Euphorbiaceae. The transcript is spliced from 13 exons. Bases 795 to 3062 code for a protein of 755 amino acids.
UUUUUCUUUUUUUGGGGAAGGAUUUCUGUCUCUCUCAUUUACCUCUGCAGCUCCGCCUUCUCUGUAAGAAAGUCAAAGGCGAAUGGAUCUCUGAAGUUUAUGAUUAACAUAUUCGAUUGAAAACAUAUUACUAAGUCCGUCCUCCACGAGUCUCAUGUCCAUUAGAUAAAAUUACCGCUUAAGAACAAGCAAACAAGUCAAAAUCACAUAGCUAGCUAGCUAGUGGAUAAGCUGUUCAAACAUACGGAACCUAAAUUCUUUUUAAAAGGGGUCUCCUAUUUUAUUGUCUCUAUGGGGAGGUUGGGAAACAAUCUUAAUGACAACUGCUUCCAACACGCCACGUUUGCUUAGUAGAAAACAGCAGAUUCUGUCUUUAUGCCUCUCUUUGAUAACGUUCCAUUUCAUCCCAUCUAUAUUCUAUGCAACACUCUGUCAUUUUAACGUUAUAGUUUUCUUAACUUCCAUCAACUACCUGUCAGAACGGGCAUCCUACGUGUCAGUCUCUCUUUGGCUCCCAUAUGAAUAUGUCUCAGCUGACUCAGCGCGACCCUAAGGAAACGGGCGAAGAAAAAAAUUAGCGGAAUCAUUUUAACGUCUCUAUGAAUUCAAAACAAAAACAAAAACAAAAACUAGAAUCAAAGGUACCAUUUUUGCGACGAGAAGAAAGAAAAAGAAAACGAAAACCCAGCUCAAGAGUGAUUCUUUACUGCUUCCAUACGAUCUAGACGUUGCCUUUUUUAUCCUUUCUUUCUCAGAACAGAAAGUCAAACUAAACAAAUCGACACAGCUGAUUGAUGGCAGAAGAAUUUGGAAACUCUGUAGAAGAUGGACUGAAGCUAUCAAAGCGUUUAUACUAUGGCAAAGACAGGGCGGUGGCACCACCAAGACCGGUGGUGCACAUGGAGAAAUCGGCAGAAGCAUAUCUACCUACGGCACCUAUGAUUUAUGCAGUGAUUUCAGAUCCGAGUAUUGUGGAUAACCCAGAUAUGCCAAGCUACCAGCCGCACGUGCAUGGCAGGUGCGAUCCACCUGCAUUAAUUCCCCUUCAAAUGAAUAGAAUAGAGCUCGAGGCUGAUUCUUUUUUGGAUUCUGCUAUUGUUCGGGUUAAUGGGUCAUGGAGGGUCCAUUGCGUUAUGGGCAGCAAGAGCUGUGAUUGUAGAAUUGCUAUUCCUAUGGGAGAGCAGGGUUCAAUUCUAGGUGUUGAGGUGGAGGUUGCUAGAAAGUCUUAUUAUACUGAAUUGAUUGCAAUGGAUGACAAAAAAGAUACGGAGAAGGAAUGUCGACCGGAAAAUGGAGGUUUUUUGACUCCCCAAAUAUUUACCCUCACAAUACCAAAAGUUGAUGGGGGCUCCAGCAUUUCAAUUAAAGUUAGCUGGAUACAGAAAUUAUUAUAUCAUGAUGGAGAAUUGUCAUUGACUGUGCCAUUUAGUUUUCCGGAGUUUGUCACUCCUGCUGUAAAGAAACUACCGAAAAAGGAAAAGAUACUAUUGAAUGUGAACUCUGGUACUGGAACUGAAGUUGUUUGCAAGACAACUAGUCAUCCUCUGAAGCAACUGAAACGUGAAGCAGGGAAGUUGGGCUUCUCAUAUGAAUCAGAAGUUCUCACCUGGACAGAUAUUGACUUUGCUGUCUCAUAUUCUGUUUCUUCAAGUCAUAUAUUUGGUGGUGUGAUGUUGCAAUCCCCUUCUGCCCAUGAUGUUGAUCAAAGAGACAUGUUCUAUUUAUAUCUUUUUCCAGGGGAUCAGCCAAAUAUGAAGGUGUUCAGAAAAGAGAUAGUAUUUAUUGUUGACAUAAGUGGAAGCAUGGAAGGAAAGCCGCUUGAAGGUAUGAAGAAUGCAAUGUCUGGAGCUCUCGCCAAGCUCAAUCCAAAAGAUUCGUUCAAUAUCAUAGCUUUUAAUGGAGAGACCUAUUUGUUUUCUUCAUUGAUGGAGUUGGCUACUGAGAAAACAGUUGAAAGGGCAGUUGAAUGGAUGAAUUUAAACUUUAUUGCUGGGGGCGGUACAAAUAUAUCGGUUCCCCUAAAUCAGGCAAUGGAGAUGGUAUCAAAUACUCAAGGUUCACUUCCUGUCAUUUUUCUUGUCACUGAUGGGGCAGUUGAAGAUGAAAGACACAUUUGUGAUUCAAUGAAAAAAUAUGUAAGAGGCAAAGGAGCAAUAUGUCCACGUAUAUACACUUUUGGCAUAGGUACAUACUGUAAUCACUAUUUCCUGCGCAUGCUUGCAACGGUUUGCAGAGGGCAAUAUGAUGCUGCAUAUGAUGUAGAUUCAGUCCAGGCUCGAAUGGAAAAUUUUUUCAGCAGAGGUCUUUCUGCUGUUCUUGCGAAUGUAAUGAUUGACACAUUGGAUGAUCUUGAUGAUGUGGAGGUGUACCCUUCCAAUAUUCCCGACCUUUCAUCUGAAAGUCUGUUGAUUAUCUCUGGGAGAUAUCAUGGAAACUUCCCUGGAAUUGUUAAAGCCGAAGGUGUUUUAGGAAAUUUGAGUAAUUUUGUUGUGGAUUUGAAGAUACAAAAGACAAAAGACGUCCCUUUUGACAAGAUUUUCGCAAAGCAACAGAUUGAUCUGCUCACAGCCCAGGCAUGGUAUUCAGAAAAUAAACAGCUUGAGGAGAAGGUUGCUAAAAUGAGCAUACAAACUGGUGUAGCGUCUGAAUAUACUCGUCUAACAUUACUUGAGAUGGAGAGAGGAAAUCAAGCCAUAGAAUCACCUAGAGCUCACAAGUUCUCAAACAAAACGGAUUCUCUAAAGGUGGACUAUAAAGGCCGGAGGAGGAUAUUGCUACAAAACUUUGGAGUUGGCUUUGGCAAUUUGGCUGCAACAGCUGAUAACAUUCCUCCUGGAGUUGAAGAAUUAAAGUUGCCUGAGGCAGCUGAACUCAUCAUGAAGGCAGCUUCAAAUUGCUGUGGCAGGGUAUGUGGUCAGUGCUGCUGUAUGUGCUGCAUCCAGUGCUGCUCCAGGAUGAAUGAUCAAUGUGCAAUAGCAUUGACGCAGCUCUUUGCUGCUCUUGCAUGUUUUGGCUGUGUAGAAUGCUGUUCUCUGUGCUGUUCUGGUGGUGAUGGACAUUAGAAGGUUGUGAUAUUAAGUACUUCAUAUUAACAAUGUACAUUUGUUAUACAGCAUAUACUCUACAUUUGUUAUACAGCAUAAAACAGAGUGUUCGUUCAAACCAUUUUGCCUCUUUUAUAUCUUCCAUCAAUUCAUUAAACCCAAAUUACCUGGGGUUGUACUC